Molecule: messenger RNA, 3143 nt
Organism: Cylicocyclus nassatus
Lineage: Eukaryota; Metazoa; Nematoda; Chromadorea; Rhabditida; Strongylidae
Source: the annotation of a GenBank genome assembly
AUGCUUUCGCUGCUUACGUUGAUAAAAACUCCUUGGUCUUCUUUCGAAAGGAUCAUGUCCGGAACACCUUUGGUACGUCCGGGCACCCAAUCUCAGCUCGAUUAUGGAGCGGUACUUCCUUCACAGCCAACAACCACUCGAACUACCCCGGACUCUGGACUGGGAGCUGAUGAUCAAAUGCGACAUCAGGAGCGUCGUGUUCCUCCACCAGGAUUCGCUCAUCCUCCUCCCCAUCCUCAGUUCAUUUCACAAGAUGGCGGCGGGGUUGGUGGUCCUCAUCACCAAGUAGGUCCCGGUGCGUAUGGGCAGUGUGAAGGCAACUUCGAUAAAGAGAAGGUACCCUACGAAGGUCCUUCACCCUAUCAGAGAAACAGCCGCUAUGAAGCUGAUCCCUCUGCGAUGACUGGGGAUCCCAUGGUGUACAAUCGAGCGCAAAAUAUGAUGAUGAGUCAGAGUCAUCCACCUAGUGGUCGUUAUGAAGACUCUGGUGCCCCCAGAAUGAUGCCUCCUCCUGCUGGUGGCCCAACUCAAGGCAAUCCUGGGCUAAGCUAUUCGCAGAUCUCGGGGUAUUACGCAGGAAUGGGAGGAGCUGGUGGAAUUAGUAGUGUGGGUAUGCAACGUCCCGUUCCUCCGCUCCCAUCGGGAUACGAAGGAGAGGCCGUCCACUCGACGCAGCCUAUGCCACAUCAGCUGCAGCAGGGUGUCCCGCAGUAUUACUCUCCCAACCAGCCCCCUCCAAGUUCCAUACCAUAUCAGGUACAAAGCGCAAACGGGCCUCCAAUUUACAGUGGGCAACCUAUACAGCAACAAGAUCCACAAAUGCAGCAUCAAGCACCUCCACCUAUGGGGCCGCCUCCGCAAGCUGUUGUGACGGUACAACAGCGAGGUGGAGGCCAAUUUAUAGUGCCCGUGCCACACCCUCAGGUUGUGAGAUAUUUUCAGAUGAUGGCUCCCCAGUAUAUCGGCCAACAAGUGAUUCCGGCUGGUGCACAAUAUCCACCUGGUGUCUAUAUGCAGCGACCGACGGUGUUUGUACCUCGCGGUGACAUGGGCUAUGCACCAAUGGAACAGGCACAACCUGUUAUGGUACCAAUGCCGUUUGUGGUUCACCAGAUGCCCCCGAGUCACACAAAUGACCAGUCACAAUAUCAGCAAGGCGUCAUGGAACAACAAUCAGCCAUGGGGAUGGAUCAGUAUGGAGAGCAAGAGUUUGGACCAUCAUCUGCCCCAGUCCAGCCGGUGCGACCGAUGAGCAUGCCUCCUGGAAUUCCUGCUGGGAUGCAACCAAUGAUGGGAAUGAUGCAACAACCUCCACAAGUUUCAAUGCAUGACUCGCGCAGCGCAACUGCGUCGAUUCCUCCACUUGUGACGCAGCCGUCCGGCUAUGGACCAUCUCCUCGAAUGUAUGGAUUCCAUCCAGGGACUUUGGCCCCACCAUUCAUGGUGGCUCCUCCGUUUGGAGUGCCACAUAUGCUGCAGUCCCCUAGUCGAGGUAGAAAUUCGAGGAAUAAUAGUUUCCGCGGUCCGCCACCCUACCAUAAUAGGAACAAGAAUCAUUCGCCUUUGACAUUUUCUCGGCAGAGUUCUGUCAUUGAGUCUGUGAAAGACGAACCCAAAGCCGACGUCGUUUCUGUAGUCACUGCUGAAGUAGAAGACCUCACAAUAAAAGUUGAAGAAGCCAGUAAUGCGGAAGCAGAAGCUGAAGAGCAGCAACAGCGUCUUGAAAAGGACGAGAAGGUGGAGGAGAAGCGAGAUGAAGAAGAGCAGAAGUCCCAGGAAGAACAAGAAGAACCUCCUUUGGCUGCUGAAGCUAAAGCUGAAAAGAAAGCUGAGGAACCAAAGCCGACGAAGGAGCUACUUCCCCUUGCGGUCGCGAAGACUGACCCCGAGAAGCGUGCCGCUGUUCCUAUCGUGGCCGUUGCACCCACUGUAUCGGUAAAGGCUGAAGUUGUUCAGCAGAAAGAAAAAGAACUGAAUGAGGAGGAUGUGCCUGAAAAACCGAGCAUGGACUAUCGGAUCAAGGAGUCAAACCCACCGGCUGCUGUUCAGACGUUGCCAACAGCUGAUUCUGCAAGCCCCAUAAAGCUUGACUGCACCUUCUGCCGUAGUCUGGGAAAGUCCGAGGAGGUCUGCACUUCGCAUGUCAUACGCGCAGCAGAUGGUAAAGUUACAUGUCCUGAACUGCGUAAACGCACAUGUAAUCUAUGCGGAGCAACCGGUGAUAACUCUCAUUCCGCUGUGUUUUGCCCCUUAAAAACGCAGCAAUCCAUCGGAGAGCCAGUAAGUGAUGCUCCACGCAUAGCUCAUACUGCUCCACCACGGCAGAAUCCGAAUUAUAACAAACCCAUAGUUUUUGAGAGACGAGAGAAUGUAGGCUAUGGCGGCGGUUAUAGAAAUCCUGGACAUCGAGGAAGAGGAGGGGGUUAUCAUCAGGGUCGAGGCGGAGGACGCUAUCCAACAGGCAAUCGUCGCUACAAUUAAAGCACAGCAAUUGGUGCCACUCUGCUACAGAAGCGGAAGGGAACCACAGAUGUGCGCAUUGAUGCAAUUCGUAGUCGGGUUCCAUAUUACUAGUGAUACCAGUGCAGUUCAUGCCUCAGCAUUGCUUUAUGAGUCUUUAGUUUAGAGUCCUGAUACCUCUUUGAUUUGUAGACAGUCUCCAUGUGCGAGUUUUACCUCUUGAUCGUUUCACCAAUGUUCACCUAACCCACCUUCUUCGUCACUUCAUGCAACACUGACAUUCCGCCUCAUAUUUAUCCGCAAACUUCCCAAAUCGUAUAUUCUUGGUAAUUUUUGCGUGCGUGAGUGUGUGCGUAGUCUUGCAUAAUUCGUUGUUUCUUAUAAGUCAUUGGAUUUGAAUAGCUCAGAUGUUGAGGGGUGCAUCAAUCGUGCCGCGGCUUCCUCUGCCAUCGCCGUCGCUGUCACUUACUUCCGCCGCCUCAGGCGAGCGAAUGUGAGCGACAGUAAGCGAUUCUCGUUAUAUCGAUACCGUGUGGUUGUCGUCUUUCGCGCAAACACUGCGGUGUUGUCGAUCUCUGAUUGGGGUAAAACAAAACUUGGGUUUUGUUCGUUCGUUCGUUCCGUUGUAGAUAGCCCAUGCUGUGAGGAAAUGAAUUGCUCACAUAGCGGGGUCUAACCUUGCG